GGCAACCGGCGGGUUGUUAUUCGUGACAGUUGAAAAGGUUGGGUUGAGGAUUAUUCGCUGACUAUGGCUGGCUGUAAUUACGAAUAAAGUAUCACGCAGUAUUAGAGAAGAUAAUUCUAACGAAACGAACGUCGCAACACGACGAUCGGAUCUCGUUAGUACAAUAAUUUUGCUGCUUUGAAAUAGAAAGUACUUACGGUUUACGCGGAAAAUCAGAAGAAUCAGUGAUCUUCCGAAAUUCUCCGAUCAUUGUGUACAAUCUAAAUUUUGUGGGAUUUUCAUUUUGCAGCCACGCCAAACUUGACAAUCAUCCUAAAUCGGAUGAAUAAUAAUCUCUAAAUUGUUACGGAAAAUACUCCUUAAGUGAUCUUUAGUGCUUGCUUGAGAUGGAGGAUGCACAAGAGGAGUUGCAAUUUGUAGUAGAUGAUGUGAGCAAUAUCAUCAAAGAAGCGAUUGAAGUAUCAAUAGGCGGCAAUACAUAUCAGCAUAAUAAGGUUAACCAAUGGACCUCAAAUGUAGUAGAGGCAUGUUUAGGCAAUCUUACAAAACUACAGAAGGCUUAUAAAUAUAUUGUGACUUGUACGAUCAUGCAGAAAAAUGGAGCUGGACUUCAUACAGCAAGUUCAUGUUAUUGGGAUAAUGUUACUGAUGGCAGUUGCACAGUGCGCUGGGAAAAUAAAACCAUGUAUUGCAUUGUAUCUGUAUUUGGAUUGGCCCUAUAAAUUUGUCCACGUAACAAAAAUUCUGUAUUUAAAAAAUUCAAUAAUUUGGCAAAUAUGAAAUACAUAGCAAAUGCUACUUUUAAAAGUAAAAACAUUUGAUUCUAAAGUCAUUUGAUAAAACUCAAUAUUUUUGCACAAACCACAGAAAUUAACGCUUGAAAUAAAAGAACACAAAUGAUUGCGCUAUUAAGAUUGACUAUGCAAUGCAAAGAUUAAUAUAUAUGUGAUACAAAUAAAAUCAUAUAGAUAUACAAAAUAUGUAGUAAAAGUAGUAAAAGUAUAUUUAACUUUCUUUUAUGAAAAAUGAUAUUCUAUCUAUACAUUGUAACUUCUCUCUAUGAAAAAUAAAUGCAAGAUAUCGAUUA
Molecule: messenger RNA, 1087 nt
Organism: Pogonomyrmex barbatus (red harvester ant)
Lineage: Eukaryota; Metazoa; Arthropoda; Insecta; Hymenoptera; Formicidae
Gene: Dlc90F
Product: dynein light chain 90F
Biological process (GO): microtubule-based movement
Cellular component (GO): cytoplasmic dynein complex; cytoplasm
Molecular function (GO): dynein intermediate chain binding
Source: RefSeq, a predicted model, not a curated record